CUCUCACCGCCUUCGAUGCGCUAUUCCCAAUGUGGGUUUCAAUGCAACGCCGCCUCUUGUUCCUUCCAAUAAGACGGCGAAUCCAGAAUCUUGAUCGGAAGCGCAGCUUUACUUAGGGUCCCCGAUGUUGAUGUCCUCGAGGCCAUCGGUUUGUUCGUAUUCUGUCUGCUGAGGUUUCUGUCGCUCUCUGUGCGAAUCGACGUCCAUUCGUUUCCCAUGUCUUAUUCCGCAGUCGGCCUCGCAGUCUCUGUCCUUUUAUGCGGCGUUAUAACAUACUCAUUAGCCGGGAUGUUCGGGCUCGGUGCGAAGAAUGAAUUCGUCGUUGAUGGCAGGACUGCUGUCGUUACUGGAGGUUCCGAUGGGAUGGGAAGAGCGGUCGCUAUUCAGCUUGCGCAGAAAGGAGCGAAUGUCGUUAUCGUGUCCCGGACCGUGAAGAAGCUCGAAAAUGCCCUCGAUAGUAUAAAGGCCGCAGCGUUGAAUUCCGAGAAACAAAGAUUCCACUUUAUCAGCGCUGAUCUCACAGACCCUGCGGAGGCUGAACGUAUCAUUAGCGAAGUGACAGAAUGGAACGGUGGAGAGGCUCCAGAUAUCGUUUGGUGCUGUGCAGGUUACUGCCAUCCAGGGUUCUUCAUCGAGACUCCAAUUCAGACCCUAAAGGACCAGAUGGAUACUAUCUAUUGGACCGCCGCGUAUACUGCACAUGCGACGUUGAGGAAAUGGCUCGCUCCAAUUGCUCCGGAUGACAAGGGAAAUGCUUCUGAUUCGUCAUCUCGGCGGAGACAUCUCAUUUUCACCUCAUCCGUUCUUGCGUUCGUUCCCGUCACCGGUUACGCUCCGUACUCGCCCGCGAAAGCGGCAAUGCGCUCCUUAUCGGAUACUCUCUGUCAGGAAGUCGAGAUGUACAAUGGAGCACGUCGGAACUCGAACAACGCAGCUCCCGCUAUGGAUGUGAAGAUUCACACUGUCUUCCCUAUGGGAAUAUCGAGUCCCGGAUUCGAAAACGAGGAGAAGCUCAAACCGGAGCUCACCAAGAAACUGGAAGAAGCAGACAAGCCACAGACUCCGGAGGAGGUCGCCCGAAUCUCGAUCAAAGCCCUGGAACGAGGCGAUUACUUGAUCACAACUAUGCUUGUUGGUCAUCUGUUGAAGGGGACUAGUCUUGGACCCAGUCCGAGAAAUAACAUUCUGCUCGACACGAUUACCAGCUGGGCUAGUAAUCUUAUUUUCCUCGGGGUUGUCCCAGACCUCAGCAGGAAGACAUGGAACUGGGGCAAGAAAUAUGGAUUGCCGUCCUCCAGCUCGUGAGAGGUCUAUGAUGGUAUCUCCGUGGUUCACCGGGAUUUGUAUAUAAAGAUACCCUAUUCAGCUCUUCAGGAACUAUCCUGGCAGCUACUGGAGCUUAUGUCAGGAUUCGAGGCCCAUGAGCAAUGGUAAUGGCUUGUACAAUGCUUAUUCUUAGCCACCAGUCUAGCUUGAAGAGCAAGUUAUUUCCUAAGCAAAUCAGUACCGUAUAUUUCGCGAUAACACGAAGGUGAAUCUUUGAUGACCUAUGAACGUCCUGAAUUCCCGGAAGUGUUCAAAGGGCACAAGAUCAAUGUAGCGACUUCCUCUGAGAGCAACUUCCCGAUUGAGACACUAAGUUGGUAUGCUCUUGGUGAAGAGU
Messenger RNA from Paecilomyces variotii, 1663 nucleotides. Its product is annotated as 3-ketodihydrosphingosine reductase tsc10. The transcript has 3 exons. Gene Ontology annotation, cellular component: endoplasmic reticulum membrane. The coding region runs from base 217 to 1305 and encodes 362 amino acids. Gene Ontology annotation, biological process: sphingolipid biosynthetic process. Gene Ontology annotation, molecular function: 3-dehydrosphinganine reductase activity. The record is from RefSeq and is a predicted model, not a curated record. Lineage: Eukaryota; Fungi; Ascomycota; Eurotiomycetes; Eurotiales; Thermoascaceae.